AUGGCCAAUUCUUGGUGUUGUUGUUGGUGGCUAAUCACACUCUUUUCACUAAUAAUGUUCCUCCACUUCGGCGUCAACACGUUCACCGACUCCGAAUGGGGAUCCGGGCACGAAAACCCGGCCAUAUUCAACCCGGUGGGCCUCGCCGCCAACCAAUGGGUGGACACUGCCGUAGAAGCCGGGAUAUCGUUGGUAAUCCUCACGGCAAAGCACCAUGAUGGCUUCUGCUUGUGGCCUUCCAAGUACACUGAUCAUUCGGUCGUAAGAAGCCCUUGGAAGAAUGGCCACGGUGAUGUCGUCCGAGAGCUCGCCGACGCGGCUAAGGCCCGCGGCGUCGACGUCGGGCUUUACCUCUCGCCGUGGGAUCGGCAUGAUAGAAGAUAUGGCCAUGACUUGCCUUACAAUGAGUACUACUUGGCUCAACUACAAGAGCUUCUCAAAAAAUAUGGGAGUGUCAGCGAAAUUUGGUUUGAUGGAGCAAAGGGUGCAAAUGCAACAAACAUGACAUAUUAUUUCACAGAAUGGUUCUCUAUGGUUAAGGAGUUUCAAAGCUCCAUCAAUAUAUUUUCCGACGCUGGUCCGGAUGUCCGGUGGGUCGGAAAUGAGGCUGGGUCCGCCGGAAGAACGUGUUGGUCCACCAUUAAUCGAAGCUCACUCGCAAUCGGAAGUACAAGCACCAUGGAUUAUCUCGGCACCGGUGAUCCGAAAGGGAAAGAUUGGCUGCCACCGGAAUGUGACGUUUCAAUAAGACCUGGAUGGUUUUGGCACAAAUCACAGUCUCCAAAGACGCUAAGCCAAAUACUUGAGAUUUACUAUAACUCAGUCGGAAGAAACUGUGUUUUACUACUUAAUGUACCUCCCAACAAAACGGGGCUUAUAUCCCAAGAGGAUGUUCAAAGACUUAAGGAAUUUAGAAGCGCAAUUGACACAAUAUUCUCUACUAAUUUAGCACAAAAUUGUUUGAUCAAGGCUAGUAGCACAAGGGGUGGACAACAAGGUGGCUUUGGACCAGAAAAUGUGCUUGACAAUGACCAUUUGUGGACUUAUUGGGCUCCUAAAGAUGGUGACAACGGGGACCAUUGGAUAGAGCUUAGGGGAGGAGAUGAAGGGCUGAGAUUCAAUGUUGUAAGGAUUCAAGAGGCGAUUGGUCUUGGCCAGAGGAUCAAACGACACGAGAUUUACGUGGAUGGUAACAUGGUGGUGAACGAAACGACGGUGGGGUAUAAGAGAAUCCAUAGGCUUGAUGAGGGAUUAGUCCAUGGUCGAAUUGUGAGAAUAUUGAUUAAAAAGUCUAGAGGAGUGCCUUUGAUCUCUUCCGUUGGUUUGCAUUUUGACCCUUUUUGGCAUCCGGAUAAAAGAUAUACAAAAAGCCAAGGCAUCUAGCGAUUUUAUUUAAUAAGGAGGAAAAAGACCACAGAGAAAUCAUGCAUUUUUCAUAUC
Morus notabilis is the source of this 1440-nucleotide messenger RNA. RefSeq names its product alpha-L-fucosidase 1. Gene Ontology annotation, molecular function: alpha-L-fucosidase activity. Gene Ontology annotation, biological process: glycoside catabolic process; fucose metabolic process. The record is from RefSeq and is a predicted model, not a curated record. Lineage: Eukaryota; Viridiplantae; Streptophyta; Magnoliopsida; Rosales; Moraceae. The transcript is spliced from 3 exons. Gene Ontology annotation, cellular component: lysosome. Bases 1 to 1383 code for a protein of 460 amino acids.